AUGACUUCGAAUAUCUCGGAGGUUUUAGCCCAACAACAACACAAUCUGCAACAUUUGCAGAAUUUACAACAGCACACGAGAAGUUUAACUUCUAAUGAAUAUCCAAGCAAUCUGAGUUAUCUGCCACAAAAUUCAGGUAUCAGACAACAGUAUAUACAGGAACAACAACCACAACAGCCGCAAUUGCCUAUACAGUCUCAGCCUCAGCCGUACCCCAUGGAUGGCAUGACUUCAGUUUCACCUGCACAGAAUACACUUACUACACAAGCAGCUCGCACAAAUAGUAUGUCCACUUAUCAAAAUCCUAACGCUGUUCCUGUGGGGUGUCUUGCACCUUCGCCAGUCCCUAUGCAAAACCCUCAACAGGUUCAGGGCCUGCUUCAAAGUCAACCCCAAAGUCAACCUCAAAGUCAGCCCUAUGCUCAGGUACCACUUCGACAACAGCCGGUGCAACAGCAAGCAUAUCAGAUGCAGCAAAAUGCCACUCAACAAACUUUCAAUGGUGUGGGCAACUCAAGUAGGGCUGCUUUACAGGGAAGAAACUCUCUGACAAGCAAUUCCAAUGUCUCGAGGGCGCGUACUUCUAUUCAUCGCUCCGCGAAUAAUGCUAAUACACAGCAGGAUCCUCGUUCUCCGCUAGUUAUACUAAUGCCAACCAGUGCACAACCGACAGAAGUGUUGGCAAAUAGGUUUGCCGCUUGGAGAAGCGUUAUAAGAGCUAUCAUCACAUACUUGACUGAAACAGCGUCAAUUCAGGAUGAAAUUGUGAGGCAACAACUAAGGUUAACCCAUGCGGUGCAGUUCCCGUUCUUCGCGGUCGAGAAUCAACAUCAGCCUGCAAAUCCAGAGGAUAAAUCUAUUCAAAAGUUUUUUUUGCCUUUAGGCAACGGCUCUAUCCAAGACUUGCCUACCAUUUUGAAUCAGUAUCAUGGCUCUUUGGCUUCACAUGCCUCUCGCGCAUCAAAAGAAUUAACUAAUGAGGUUAUCCCACGUCUGGAAGACUUGAGACGUGACUUGCUAGUAAAGAUGAAGGAGAUAAAAUCAUUGCAAUCAGACUUCAAGAACUCAUGCUCCAAGGAAUUACAGCAAACUAAGCAGGACAUGAGGAAUUUUUUGGAAUCUAUAGAGGAAUCCAGGUAUGGAUCAGCGAAGCAAGAUCCUUAUUUGACAAAGACCAUUUUGGAUAGACAGAUCAAGAAACAGUUGACAGAGGAGAAUUUUGUGCACGAGGCAUUCGACAACUUGGAAAAUUCAGGUGCUGAGCUCGAGAAAGUUGUUGUCAUGGAAAUUCAAAACGCUCUCAAUAUAUACGCGCGUUUGUUGGGUGAAGAAGCCCAACUAGCAUUUGACAUAUUAUUGUCGAAGAUGGAGACAGGUUUCUUCAAUAAGAAUCCACAGUUUGAAUGGGAAAAUUUUAUCAUGAGAGAUCCAAAUUUCAUAGUUCCAAAUUUGCCAAUGAGGAAAAUGAGGGAGAUUGUUUACAAGAACCAACAAGAUCCCCUUACGUAUGAAAUAAGGUCUGGUGUUUUAGAGAGAAGAUCGAAAUUUUUGAAGUCCUAUUCCCGAGGUUACUACGUUUUGACCCCAAGUUUUCUACAUGAAUUCAAGACUGGCGACCGAAAGAAGGACAUUGUUCCCGUUAUGUCGCUAUCCCUAAAUGAAUGUAGUGUUGCCGAACAUUCUAAGAAGGGGUCUUCGGACGACAGAUUUAUCUUACAUGCAAAACAGAAUGGUUUGAUCCAUCGUGGUCAUAAUUGGGUAUUCAGAGCCGACAACUAUGAGACAAUGAUGGCUUGGUUUGAAGACUUAAAGGUUUUCACAUCAGCCAACAAUGCUCAAGAGAAGGCAAAAGCUGUCGUCGAAAGAUUAAAUCUAGAUUCUGACGGAAGACCGAAAACGAAUGGCAUGGAAGCUGCACAACAAGAACCAGCAAGAACUUCGAUGUCUCAACCACCUCAGGAGAAUCGCAGGAUAAGCCAAGAAAAUCAUAGGAUAAGCCAAGAUAAUCGCAGAUUAAGUCACGACAAUCGCCGAGACAGUACUGACCUUCAAAGUAAUACUAAUGUCCCUGCAUCUACACCAAGACUGGACAAUCAAACAAACACUAUCACGACUUCAUCAAUUCCUGAUACUAAUGAUUUUGAAAUCGAUCACUCCAUUCCCAACAUAUACAUUGAUAUUCCCGCAAACGAAGCCAAGAAUAGAGGUCAGCAGAUGUAG
Messenger RNA from Torulaspora delbrueckii, 2220 nucleotides. Its product is annotated as SLM1 family PH domain-containing protein. The transcript has a single exon. The coding region runs from base 1 to 2220 and encodes 739 amino acids. NCBI's taxonomy places the organism in Eukaryota, Fungi, Ascomycota, Saccharomycetes, Saccharomycetales, Saccharomycetaceae. The record is from RefSeq and is a predicted model, not a curated record.